UUAAACAAUGAGGUAAAACGUUGAUAACUUAUUUCAUCGUGUACCUAUUAUUUAGAAUAUCCAUAGAAAAUAUACGUCAUAACUGUGACAUUUUCCGUGGAGUUAACAGCAUAAAAUGAACAAACUCACAUUUGGUAAGAGGAAUCGUGAGCUCAAGAAACAUUAUUCGUGUAACGUAUGCGAUAAAACAUUUAUUCAGAACGGUCAUCUGAAAGCACAUCAGCGGACUCACACGGGAGAGAAGCCAUAUCCGUGUGACGUAUGUGACAAACGGUUCUGUCAAAAGAGCCAACUGACGGUUCACAAAAGAACUCACACAGGAGAGAAACCAUUUCCGUGUGACGUUUGUGACAAAUGGUUCAGUAACAAUUUCCAACUGACGGUUCACAAAAGAACUCACACGGGAGAGAAACCAUUUCCAUGUGACGUAUGUGACAAAUGGUUCGGAAACAAUGGCCAACUGACGGUCCACAAGCGGACGCAUACGGGAGAGAAGCCCUACCCGUGUGACGUAUGCGAUAAAUGGUUCAGUCGAAGUCACAAUCUGACUGUUCACAAGCGGGCUCACACGGGCGAGAAGCCCUAUCCAUGUGACAUAUGCGAAAAAUCAUUCAGUCAUAGUAGCCAAGUGGCUGUUCACAAGCGGACUCACACAGGAGAGAAGCAUUACCCGUGUGACGUAUGUGAUAAAUGGUUCAGCCAAAAUGUCCACCUGGUGGUUCACAAGCGGACGCACACGGGCGAGAAACCUUACCCGUGUGACGUAUGUGAAAAAUCAUUUGCUGUGAGUUCUAAUCUGACUAAACACCGACGAAUUCACAUUAGAGAGAAGCCAAACCUAACGUGA
Acyrthosiphon pisum (pea aphid) is the source of this 847-nucleotide messenger RNA. Its product is annotated as zinc finger protein 239-like. The record is from RefSeq and is a predicted model, not a curated record. The transcript has a single exon. The coding region runs from base 116 to 847 and encodes 243 amino acids. Gene Ontology annotation, cellular component: nucleus. Gene Ontology annotation, biological process: regulation of transcription by RNA polymerase II. Gene Ontology annotation, molecular function: DNA-binding transcription factor activity, RNA polymerase II-specific. NCBI's taxonomy places the organism in Eukaryota, Metazoa, Arthropoda, Insecta, Hemiptera, Aphididae.